This is a messenger RNA of Lethenteron reissneri (Far Eastern brook lamprey), 7415 nucleotides long. Its product is annotated as regulator of G-protein signaling 7-like. Gene Ontology annotation, molecular function: GTPase activator activity. Gene Ontology annotation, biological process: positive regulation of GTPase activity; intracellular signal transduction; G protein-coupled receptor signaling pathway. Lineage: Eukaryota; Metazoa; Chordata; Hyperoartia; Petromyzontiformes; Petromyzontidae. The record is from RefSeq and is a predicted model, not a curated record. Gene Ontology annotation, cellular component: cytoplasm; neuron projection; plasma membrane.
GCGCACACUGCGUGCAAGCAGCGCAUCAGCACUCCACUUAGCAGCAGCAGCAUUCUAAACCAGCACAGCACAUAGAGUCUGCGUGUCAAGGGCACCACACUGAGCAUAGCCUGCUAUUACGCGUGUCUGUGGUUACAGCAGCUGCAACAUAGCUAAAGUUAUAGAAUUGCAAGAUUUUUGUAUGAAUAGCAUAUCUGUCGUGUUUGUAUUGGAGUUUCCACAGCAUACUGUAUCUAGGUGUAUAUCUCAGGAGCGUAGCAUACUUUAAUCUGUGCAGUGUACACACAAGUCGCAGCAUAGCCCAUUCACAUGCAAAGAGUAAUUCAGCAGGAUAACGUAAUGUGUGUGGUCGGAAUAGUGAUAUACAUGCAUGUCUUGUAACGGCGUAGGCUAGAGCAUAUUAAACAGAACCAGCAUUGUCUAUAGAUUUUUGUAUAUUCAAGAUAUGAGGCUCAAUAUACCCGUGACUUGUUGACAGUUUUAUUCCGCUGUAUACAUCUGGACCAGCAUUUUGUAGAGGUCAAUCUCUCAGGAACAAGUGUAGCUUAUGUGUGUGUAUAACGCAUUACAUGUCUGCAUCAGUGCAGCCUAAUCCUCUGUGUAUGUUCGCUACGAAGGCAGGGAUAGCCGACUGCCUGCUGCUGCUGGUGGAUAGUGGCUACAGAGCAGCUUGAAGCGAAUGAGCCUCAAGACCAAGCGGGGAGGAGGAGGAGGAACAUCCAUGCGCUCAUCUUCAUUCGCCGGCAUACACACGGUGGGUGCACAGCAGUGUGCGUAGCGGAGUGGUGGCAGCAGCAGCAGCAGCUCUAGACACAGACACAGAGGUGGAGCUAUGGCAGAAGGGAGCAGUGGAGGAGGAGCAGCAGCAGCAGCAGCUGCUGCGGGAUACAACAACUCAAGCACAGAAGCCGCUGUCGCUGCUGCUGCGAUUGACGACCCCCCGAACAUGAUCGUUUACCGCAAGAUGGAAGAGAUCGUGACGCGGAUGCAGGACGAUAAGUCCGGUGUCCCCAUCCGAACGGUCAAAAGCUUCCUCUCCAAAAUCCCCAGCGUCUUCACCGGUGCAGACAUUGUGCAGUGGCUCACAAAGAACCUGAUUAUUGAUGAUCAAGAGGCGCUGCACGUGGGCACCCUGAUGGCGGCCCACGGCUACUUCUUCCCCAUCUCCGACCACGUGCUCAUGCUCAAGGACGACGGCACCUUCUACCGCUUCCAGACACCAUUCUUCUGGCCUUCAAACUGCUGGGAUCCAGAGAACACAGACUAUGCCGUGUAUUUGUGCAAACGAACCAUGCAAAACAAAGCUCGUCUCGAGCUCGCCGAUUACGAAGCGGAGAGCCUGGCGAGACUUCAGCGAGCGUUUGCCAGAAAAUGGGAAUUCAUCUUCAUGCAGGCCGAAGCGCAGGCUAAAGUCGACAAAAAACGGGACAAGAUUGAGAGGAAGAUUCUGGACAGCCAAGAGCGUGCGUUUUGGGACGUUCAUAGACCAGUGCCUGGCUGUGUGAACACGACAGAGAUGGACAUCAAGAAAUCGUGCCGCAUGAAGAACCCACACAAAACCCGAAAGUCGGUCUACGGUCUCCAAGGCGACUCGCACUCCCAGAGUCCCACGCACGCUCUGCCUGUCGACGCCAAGCCCCCCACGGAGGACGAGCUGAGGACCCAGAUCAUCUUCCUCAGGGGACAACUCGACCGACACUGCAUGAAGAUGUCAAAGGUUGCAGAGAGCCUCAUCAGCUACAGGGAGCAGUACACGGAGUACGAUCCCUUCCUGACCACGCCGGAGCCCUCCAACCCGUGGAUCACGGACGAUACCACGCUGUGGGAGGUGGAGGCGAGCAAAGAGCCGAGUCAGCAGAGAGUGAAGAGGUGGGGCUUCGGCAUCGACGAGGCUCUCAAAGACUCGGUGGGCCGGGACCAGUUCCUGCGGUUCCUCGAGUCCGAGUUCAGCUCCGAAAAUCUGAGGUUCUGGCUGGCGGUGCAGGACCUCAAGUGCCGGCCCAUGCGGGAGGUCCCCGAACGCGUGCAGGAGAUCUGGCGCGAGUUCCUGGCAUCGGGGGCGCCCAGCGCCAUCAACCUCGACUCGAAGAGCUACGACAAGACGCUGCAGAACGUCAAGGAACCCGGCCGCUACACCUUCGAGGACGCGCAGGAGCACAUAUACAAGCUGAUGAAGAGUGACAGCUACGCACGGUUCCUUCGCUCCAGCGUUUACCAGGAGCUUCUGCAAGCCAAGAAGAAGGGGAAAUCCUUGACCUCCAAGAGACUCACCAGCCUGGUGCAGUCGUCCUGAUUAAAACAAUGUACUCCCCCCCCCUCGGAAGCGGGGAGAGUCACCGUGCUCCAAACGCCUCCCGCACCGUCGUCUCAAGAAGCACCAGCCUCUCAACACGAGCGGUCGAAGACCGACUUUACAAAACUUUUCACGAAUUAAUAAUCACGGUGUCCGAUUUCUGUGAGAAUGGUCGGUAAUGAAAUAUGGACAUCGUUGAGCUCUUGGGACCAGGUUUUGCAAGACCAAGUUUUCUGCACUAACGGGGGGGGGGGGGGGGGGGGUGGUUAACAGAGCACGUGGUGCCCUUGAAGAGACUGGCUCUUAAUACGCAAAUUCCAUUCCACUUAAACUCACUCUGGUCUAUACGUCAAUGUCAAGCAAUGAUUUAAAGCCUUUACCAGAAGCUCUCGACUUGAUGGUAAAUGAGUGGAUGUGCAGCAUGUACCAGUUAGCAGGCACGCCGAAAUGCGCCGAGUGUUGGAAGAACCAUUGCGGGGAGUUUGUCAGAUUCAGUAGCUUAACGAAACCCUACAAUGGAUCUGCUCACCUCCGUGAAUGAGUUCGUCGGCACACAUGCACGCCCCAGAAACAAACGAUGCGAAGACUUCGUUGUAACGGAGUUUUCCUGCGGGACAUCCCGCCGUGAUGGUGAACGUGGCGUGAGUUUGCAAAUGAAAGCCCUUUUCUCGUUUUCAGCUGUUCGGGUUUCGUAUCUGCCGGAUGUUGACGAAUUCCCAGUCAAUAUUGGUCGGGUUUAAUGCCAUAGUCCCGUGUAACAAGUGGGCAGUGGAGAAAACCUAGAUUAACAACCCUGCUCUGCGAUCAUUAGGUUUUUAUUUUAUUUAUAUUUUCAACAAAGCAAAGGUAGAAACACAGAACAGGUAUACAAGCGACCACUACGUACGGUUGAGACGAAUGGCAACAGUCGGCUGUGUUAUAUUCCAGCGGUCGACUUGGAUGCAACACACGUCAUCCAUUCUUCCCUGGUACACAUCCACAGUACAUCAGACGUGACCUCCCUUGCCAAACAUUCCGAGACCUCUUCCUGGAUAGGUCACCUCAGAGGGAGUACAGAACCACGUGGAUGCAACCACAACGAGAGCGUUCCAGCGUGCGGCGCCGUUCGUCUGGGAGGAAGCGCGCAGCCCUGACGCCCGGUCAAGGCACCCCCCUCGACUUCUUGGUUUUGGUGUCUGUAACGAGGCUGCUGUUGUGCAUCAUGUCACCGGCCACCCACCGAGCGAUUGGUCUGGCCGUCCCCAGGGGCUGGAGACCACGGCCAGCUGGAGACAAGCACGUCACCUCGCUCUCUUGAUCUAAAUCUUCAACAGCAGUGUGUUUUUCACAUUUGUAUUUCAGUGGCAAUAUUUAAACAAGUAAACACUUCUCACUAUUGCAAAAUGGAAAUGGGAAGUGUAUAUGCCAAUGCGGCAAAUUCAAGCAGUUGGCUCCAAAUGUUAUAAAUCCAUGUCUGGCUUUUGCAGUUCCUUCAUUUAGUGCCGAGCCAGGCAGCAGCAGCAGCAGCGUCCUUCCACCCGCCGCCCGGCUUGGUUAGCGGACGUGGUCUUCAGACAACGUGUGUCGCGGUCUGUCUUGCACCACAGCAGCUCAAGCUUGGUUUGUAACGUCAGACCCACAGGGGGCCUUGGCCUGGUCACAGCCUGUUGAGCAGGGCUUAGUUUCUUCAGUCAUUCAGCACCGAUUCCCUGCUAAUCGUCAACGCUCUGUGUUGAUUGUAUUCACACAGCAGCCAGAGCAAGAUCAUCUUCCUACCUAUACUUACACAGCUCGUCGCUGAACAUCUGCCAACACGAUAUCACAGAGCUGGUUUAAAAAAAGGUGUUAAAUUGUACAAUGUACAUUUUUAAUAUUCGGUGGAUAAAAUUAGUAAAGUGUAUAAAGUGAAAAUAUUUAUUUGAGAUGUUUCUGCUGUUGAGGUUUUUACACGAGCUUUUAAAGCGGCGAGACAAUGAAUGAGCGAAUGUUUGGGAAAUGUUCUGUAGUCGAAGGCUAUGCAACAAGAAAUUUCGCAUGUUUUGUUGCUACUGCUUGUUUUAACACUAACAUGAGUGAACCUUACAACAUGGCACAUAGGAGGAAUACCAUGUAACACAGACCUCACCCUCAUCGCCAUCUGUACAUUAAAGAUUUACAGAGUCGCUGCUUUUUUUGUCAGCUGUGGGUGUUGACUUAGUGCAAGCUAGCCCAGAUCGGCUGCCCAUUAGUGCAGACUAUCCCAGAUCUGCUGCCCAUUGUUCGUGCAGGCAAGCCCAGAUCUGCUGCCCAUUGUUAGUUGAGAGAACCCCCACUUGAAGUGACUUCAGCAGUGGUUCUGUAGUGUUCUCUUCUUGGGCCGUUCCCCAAUGUGAUGCGGUGCUCUGUUGGCUGUGAGAAUUCCAUAAAUAGGUUUAUUCACCUCAUGACAUAACAUCCAUGGGCCGAUUGGAAUAAAGUCGGUUAUAAAGUAUAAGAUGAUGUAUCUACCAACGGGCACCAAUUAGCAAACUCCUGCACCAUGGUAGACAUGACAAUCUGUGCAGAGGUGAUGCGCAAAGGGGGUUGAGAGCCUGUGUAAAGUGAGGAGGGCACAUUACGUGCAAAUGAAAGAGGAAAUAGACACGAAUUUUUUUUUUGAAAGUCAUGCUCAGGGCAAAUGGAAAUCCGCAUCAGCACUGACUCCACACAUAACAAAUGGAUCGUCGCUGUAAUAAGCCGAAGUUAAAAUGAAACACGCAGUGAAAAGAGCGCACGGGAGGCUGCUGUUCCAAACAGCCGCUCGCAUGUGCUGCCACGGUGUUGUGCUGCCAUGGUGUUGUGCUGCCACGUUGAUGUGCUGCCUGCGUGCCAUGAGCCUCAGUCCAGAUCGCCCCCAUUGACUGCAGUGUGCAGGUCAUUGUGGUGCAUAUUCGUGAAGCGUCAUGUCUCCUGCUGGGAUCCAUGCCUUCAAGUUUAUUGAGAACUCAAGAUACCAGGAUAGUCCCGUUUGCAAGAGUGACCUGAGGCAUUAGUCCACCAGUAGGGGGCGAUGAUUGGUAUGUAUAAUCCCAAUUGAGUAUUUUGUGGGAUUUUUUUUAAUUUGGCAAAUUUGGACCGUGAUACCGACACGCAAUGGCCUACUCUUGCAAAUGCCAUAAUUGGAUCUUUAACAUCCACUUUGAUUAUGGUUACAACCACAGUAAUAACCAGGGCGGCCGCUAGAUUCGAAUGUGGUUGAGGGGGCCCGGUUAGUGAGGCGCGGUUCACUUACGUGGCCAUUUGGCGUCUCUCGUGAAUGCUCAAACGUACUGUACCGACACUAAUAAUUAGAAAUAAGAAAAGCUUACGUGCAAGUAAUAAUCCCUUUGAAGCUAUUUAUUACUUGAUUUUCUGUGAGACACUUCCUCUGAUGCGUUAUUCGUCGUAGUGUAAUUAAUUUUGAAGCAGGAGGCCUUACUUUUUAAUUAUUUAUCAGUGGACUGAUGCACGCGAAUGUACAGCGUUGAAUCGGCACCCGUAGAUACAGAGCACGAAUUCCCACAUUCUGUAGUUGAUGGAACAUUGUCGAAAGCUACGGCCACCACCACCCACACGUAGUCUCCCCCACCUCUUAUUCCACCGUGAUUGCUAUCACUGCUCCUGCAUUCAUAUUACAGUGCUAUAUUGAAUGUGUGGUGAAUUUUCUAGGUCUCAAAUCCUAUGUAAAUAAAUAAUGUUAUGAAACAACGUAGACAUCAUGUAGAAAAUGUACUUAAUCAAUUAUUUAUAUGUUCUUGCACUCCCUUUUUGGUAAUUUAUGACAAAGUCAAUAGUCAAGUCAACAUUCUCCCCGCUCCAGUGAGCUUGGGACAUUCAUCAUCUCUCUUUGCAGCCUUGAGCCAAUGUCAGAUAUUGUAUAUUGCCCAAGCAGGAUCCAGGCAUAUACCAAUUGUGCUCCUUCAGUCAGAUCAGGGCUGCCACUUCUGAGGCAAAAAAACAGAGCUUAAAAGUCAAAGUCAAAGUUAUUUAUUGCCCUGAAUGUCCACUGUUUACUACCCUGAGCCAGUGAUUGAAAUGCAACAUUGCUAUGGUGGGGGCGAGUCUAUCCACAGUACAACCACUGUUGUUGACUUCCUUACAAAGUGGUACUUAUUUACAUUACUUCGGAGGGAUCAUGAGCUGAGGCACUGGGGGAUUCCACGGUGAAUUGAAGCACCUUUAAUGGCCGUAAGGAUAACGUGAUCCGAGUACAUUUAGUAUCACGCACCUCGAGACGCUAUUAAUCAAGGAAUUGAAGCGUAAUUCCAUCCUUCCAGGUGAUUUCUCCUCUAUCUCUCUUACCAAGAUACCAAAGGGCACUCCAUCUCGUACUCCCUUCAAUUAAGAGUAUUCAUUCAAUAUAAGGACCUCAGUCAGAUAUAUGUGCGAAUCAGAAGUUUGUUCAGCUACUGUUAUAACCAGGUUGAAGACAUCAACUCACUACUCUUGAAAAAAUGGUUUAAUCACCGUUGGCUGCUCGAUUCGAACCCAUGAUCUCGACAGUGUUGACUCUGUGCUCUUACCCAAGAAGGGGUUCGUUGGCUUUCUCGUUGUGAAUAUUAUUUUGUUUGUGUCCCAUUAAUUAACUAAAGCACCUGUAUUCGUGUGAGGGAGGAAGCUUGUUUUAGAAGGGCGGUCUCACAUGAUGCUUUGUCUUCGGCUUGUUUUUGCAGAGUACUUUGACCCAUGGAUGAGAACACAAAAGAGUGCGUAACAAAGCACUUGAUAGCAGACACAAGGUUGAGACCUUCUAUCAUGUGACAACGUGGAAACUACUCCCAAUUAUUGAGCGGCACUAUAUUCAAUCAAUAGAUGCCUUUUUACGUGGGUUUCCCCCAAGCUACGGUAUCAAUUCCUCACACUUAUUAUUUAAAUACCCUGCGUAAAAGUACCGAAUAUACCAUGCUCAAUGUGAUCAUAUGUACAUCUAUAUGCCCACACUCGUAUAUGAGAACCACAGUACUGUAGUGUUAUGUAUGUGCAGAGGAUAAAUGUAUUCAGCCUAUAUGAUGUGGUAUGUUAUCAUACACCUGGCAAAUGCAAUACUGCCUUGUGAGUUUGACUCCAAAGGGUCAUUGGCACAGAAGCACACGUGUAACUGUAUAUCUGUAUGUGUAAACACAAUGUAUAGUUUGAUGGGGCAAUA